AUGACUCUCAGUGCUUAUGUGUGUGUGUGUGUGUGUGUGUGUGUGUGUGUGUGUGUGUGUGUGUGUGUGUGUGUGUGUGUGUGUGUGUGUGAGUGUGAGUGUGUGUGUGUGUGAGUGUGAGUGUGUGUGUGGUGUGUGUGUGUGUGUGUGUGCUAUGCCUGCAGUUUGCCAGACAUCAGCAGCAGGUUGAGAACAAACACGCAGAGAAGGGAAGAGAGAGAAGGAGAGAAAGAGAAGGACAACACACAAUACGACUAACUUUAUGUAAACCUCCUUCUACCUACAACUCAGUGCUGGCGGGAAGCAGUUCUUGGUGUUGUGUCGUGGCUGACUGAAGCUGUGAAAAUAUUAAAUGCUUCUCUGAUUACAACAGAGACUCAGGAGUGAUGUUGCCAGGUGCCAGGUCAUUGCUGUGGUGUGCUUUGUGUCAUGGGGUGGCCGUGUGGGCUUUUGCACGCAUGCCUGAUGCAGUGGAGCUGCGUUCUGCAUUUUCUGUCGCUCGUACUACUAGUAUGGAGGGUGGGCCAAAGAUGCUUGUCACCUUUGACAAGAUCUAUGUGAAUAUCGGUGGUGACUUUGAACCAAAAACAGGCUUAUUUCGCUGCCGGAUCCCUGGAGCAUACUACUUCUCCUUCACUGUGGGGAAGUUCCCACACCGGGACCUGUCAGUGAUGCUGAUGAAGAACCGGAAUGAGGUACAGGCAAUCAUCUAUGAUGACAACGGUGGUGAGGAACGCAAAGUCCAGAGUCAGAGCGCCAUGCUGCAACUCGACUUCGGUGACACUGUCUGGCUACGUCUCCAUGGUGACCCACGUUAUGCAAUAUAUAGCAACACAGGGCACUACACUACGUUCAGUGGAUACCUGAUUUACCCAGAUAUAUAUACAUUUCAAGAAAACAAAGAACAGACAAGUGAGGACCAAGCAACAAUAUUCACCCACGAUACACCUCAGCAAGUGGACAUAGAGGGAACUGUAACUGAAGAAAAGAAAGAGGAAGAGAUCAACGAAGGGAGGAGGGAUAUUGAAGAGGAAGAGGACCAGAGGUCUGCUUUCUCAGUUGGUCGCACCCAGAGCAUUCUGGGCAUAGAUAAAGGCUAUCCUGAGCACAAACCAAUAACAUUCGAUACUGAAUUUGUUAACAUUGGCAAUGACUUUAAUGUGACUUCCGGUGUAUUCAUAUGUCGUGUGCCCGGGGCCUACUACUUUUCAUUCAAUGCUGGUAAGCUGCCACACAAGACCCUUUCUGUGAAGCUGAUGAAGAAUCACUUGGAGGUCCAGGCAAUGAUAUAUGAUGACAGCGACACUGAGAAGGCCUUGCAGAGUCAAAGCCUGAUGCUGCAACUGCAAAAAGGAGAUACAGUGUGGCUCUACAGUCACCAAAGGGAAGGAUUUGGUGCAUACAGUAAUCAUGCAAAAUACAUCACCUUCACUGGAUUUCUGGUGUACCCAGAACUCCCCAGCAACCACCUUCGGCAGCAAAACCAGGGUAGGGCGGUUUAAGCAGAACCAAGGCACAGGUCUCUGUCUCUGUCUCUGUCUGUGAUCAGAGGUCAAAAAGACAACGGGUUUGUCUGCAUGUGGACUGCAUCCAAAUAAAUUCUUUCAAUCUGUCAGCUCUUGUGAACUCAUGCAGGGAAACCUGAAGUUGUGAUCUUUUGGUCCUGUUCUGUUCUGUUUGGACUCUGAAUGUUUGCAGCUUCUCCUGCUUUAUCAUUUUCUUGUGGAGAAAAUAUGUUAUGAGCACAAAAGCUUAAUGAAAAAUAUUACGAAAAAGUAUUACAGAUAUUGUGGGCAAAAAGUUGUUACAUGUAGUGUCACCAAUCCCCAAAGAGAUCUAUGCACUGAAAAUGGCUUGAUUUUUCAGUCUUGUCCUCUACAGGUUCAUGAGCGAAAAAGUUUCAAACUAGUGGCACUUCAUUCAGUGUACAUAGCUAAUAGCACAAUAUCAAAACAAAUAACACAUUUCAAAAGUGUAGAGCCCUGGGGCUGUGUUCACAACAAGCUAAAAAGAGCUCACAAUAGGUGUAAAGCCGGUUAACAGUGACCAAUUUAAGAGAUUUUUCCCCCCUAUUUUAGUCUAAAAGUAAUUCACAAAUGUGAACCCCUGUUCUAUAACACAACCCCAAUUCCAAAAAAGUUGGGAUUCUGUGUAAAAUGUAAAUAAAAACAGAAUGCACUAGUUUGCAAAUCUCAUAAACCCAUAUGUUAUUCACAAUAGAACAUAGGAAACAUAUCAAAUGUUUAAACUGAGGAAAUAAGGUAAUUUUGAAUUUGAUGGCAGCAGUACGUUUCAAAAAAGUUGGGACGGGGACAACAAAAGGCUGGAAAAGUAAGUGUUACUUAAAAGAAACAGCUGGAGGAACAUUUUGGAACUAAUUAGGUCAAUUGGCAACAUGUCAGUUACAUGAUUGGGUAUAAAAAGAGUAUCUUAGAGAGGCAGAGUUCCUCAGAAGUAAAGAUGGGAUGGAAUCUGGAUGUAUAUACCUUUCAGCAUUGAUGGUGCCUUUCCAGAUGUGCAAACAGCCCAUUCCCUAGGCACUAAUGCACCCCCGUACCAUCAGAGUUGCAGGCUUUUGAACUGAGUGCUGAUAAAAAGCCGGACGGUUCCUCUCCUCUUUAGUCCUCUUUAGUUUAGAGGACGCAGCGCCCAUGGUGUCCAAAAAGAAUUUCACAAUUCGAUUCGUCUGACCACAGAACAGUUUUCCACUUUGCCUCGUCCAUUUUAAAUGAGCUUUGGUCCAGAGAAGAUGGCAGUGUUCUGGAUCAUGUUCACAUAUGGCCUCUACUUUACAUGAUAAAGCUUUAACUAGCAUUUGUGAAUGGCACGAUGAACUGUAUUCACAGACAGUGAGCUCUGGAGGUGUUUCUGAGCCCAUGCAGUAAUUUCCAUUACAGAAUCAUGUCCGUUUUUAAUGCAGUGCCACCUGAGGGCCCGAAGAUCACAGGCAUGCAAUACUGAUUUUCACCCUUGUCCCUUGCACACAGAGAUUUCUCCAGAUUCUCUGAAUCUUUUGAUGAUAUUAUGUACUGUAGAUGAUGAGAUAUUCAUAGUCUUCACAAUUUUACAUUGAGGAACAUUAUUCUGAAAUUGUUCCACAAAUUGUAGACACAGUUUUUUGCAGAUUGGUGAACCUCUGCCCAUCUUACUUCUGAAAGACUCUGACUCUCUAAGAAACUCUUUUUUUUAUACCCAAUCAUGUUACUGACCUGUUGCCAAUUAACCUCCAGCUGUUUCUUUUACUUUCUUUUACUAACAAUUACUUCUGCAGCCUUUUGUUGCCCUAUCUCAACUUUUUUGAGACAUUUACACAGUUUACAUUUACCCAGUUUAAAGAUUUGAUAUGUUUUCUACGUUCUAUUGUGAAUAACAUAUGGGUUUAUGAGAUUUGCAAAUCAGUGCAUUCUGUUUUUAUUUACAUUUUACACAGCGUCCCAACUUUUUUGGAAUUUGGGUUGUAACAAGGUCAGAGCUACGUAAAUAGGUUUCAAGAAAAAAGAAAAACUUCAGAUAAGAUCAUUUUUGUGAAUACAGCCCCUUGUCCAAUUAAGGUUUCAGGUGGAAAUACAUCCAUCAACAAAGCAAAAGUAUGGGAGAAGUGGGAAAAUUGCAUGCAACUUUAGUUCACUCAUAAGAAAAUAUUGCUCACAGUCCUUGUUUUGCAUGUAGAAUAUUGUUGACUUCUCUGACACAGUUGUUUGGAGCCUUGCUGGUAUUUCCCUUGCACACAGUGUGUACACAUUUUUGGGCAACUUAAAAAGUGACAGUUAUAGUGUUAUUGUUGUGAUCACCAACUCGCUGUAAACAUUGUAUACGUUUUGCUAGUAAGACCACAGUAAUAAUCUGCCCAAGAAUACAUUCCUUAUCACAAGCAGUUAUUUUAAAACCAUAUUUCAGAAGUUUUGCUUGACUUACUAGUGCAUGCUACUAUUGAGAACUUGUUAAUAUAAUUAAAAAAGAAAAGCACACAUGCCACAUGUGCACAAUUCCACACUGGGAUAUACUUAAUUUGUUUGAUUUCUAUCCAUUUAUACCCUCAUGAAUGUUCACAUUUUAAUUCUGUAACUGGUGUCAUAGUGAUUCACACUAUAAUAUGCGAUCAUAAAAGGAAAUGUUGUGAAUAUACUGAGAUCUACCCUAACUCUAGAGUAUUGUCUGACUAGCUAUUUUUGUUCGUGUGGUCUGAGUUCAGGCUCAGUGAGAUUGUAUCUCUUUUACAAUGUUCUGUGGAUGUUUUUGUGACUGACACCAACGUGAAUAAAAAACUGUCUGUAAACAA
Messenger RNA from Ictalurus punctatus (channel catfish), 4279 nucleotides. RefSeq names its product C1q and TNF related 4 (gene c1qtnf4). Gene Ontology annotation, molecular function: protein binding. Lineage: Eukaryota; Metazoa; Chordata; Actinopteri; Siluriformes; Ictaluridae. The coding region runs from base 387 to 1502 and encodes 371 amino acids. The transcript is spliced from 3 exons. The record is from RefSeq and is a predicted model, not a curated record.